CGCUCGGCGGCUGCGAACAUGGCCGAAGUCGGGGAGGACAGCAGCGGGGCGCGGGCUCUGCUGGCGCUGCGCUCGGCGCCCUGCAGCCCCGCCGCGCCGCCGCCGCCACCGCCGCCCCCCGCCGCCGCGGGGCCCGUGCUGGCGCGGCUGCAGGGCCGCGAGUUCGAGUUCCUGAUGCGGCAGCCGGCCGUCACCAUAGGCCGCAACUCCUCGCAGGGCUCGGUGGACGUCAACAUGGGGCACUCCAGCUUCAUCUCCCGGCGGCACCUGCAGCUCAGCUUCCAGGAGCCGCACUUCUACCUGCGCUGCCUCGGGAAGAACGGGGUGUUCGUGGACGGCGCCUUCCAGCGCCGCGGAGGCCCGGCCCUGCAGCUGCCGCCGCAAUGUACUUUCCGAUUCCCUAGCACUGUUAUAAAGAUCCAGUUCACCUCUUUAUACCAUAAAGAGGAAGCCUCAUCGCCUCCCCUUCGGCCACUUUACCCUCAAAUAUCGCCUCUGAAGAUUCACAUCCCGGAGCCGGAUCUCCGGAGCGUGGUCAGUCCCCUACCGUCCCCCACAGGCACUAUCAGUGUUCCCAACUCUUGCCCGGCCAGUCCACGUGGUGCUGGAUCCUCAGGAUAUCGUUUUGUUCACAACAUUACCUCGGAUCUGCAGCUGGCAGCAGAGUACGCCGCAAAAGCAGCAUCAGAACAGCAGGCAGAUGCAUCUGGCGGGGACAGCCCAAAGGAUGAGUCCAAGCCACCCUAUUCUUAUGCGCAGCUAAUUGUGCAGGCUAUAUCUUCAGCACAAGACAGGCAAUUAACACUAAGUGGGAUCUAUGCCCACAUUACCAAGCAUUAUCCAUAUUACAGGACUGCUGACAAAGGCUGGCAGAAUUCCAUUCGGCACAACCUCUCCUUGAACCGUUACUUUAUUAAAGUCCCACGCUCCCAGGAGGAGCCUGGAAAGGGCUCCUUUUGGCGAAUUGACCCUGCCUCUGAAGCCAAACUAGUAGAGCAAGCGUUCAGAAAACGAAGGCAAAGAGGAGUGUCCUGCUUCCGAACACCUUUUGGGCCUCUUUCCUCCAGGAGUGCUCCUGCCUCCCCUACCCAUCCUGGCCUGCUGUCCCCUCGCUCUAGUGGGCUACAGACUCCGGAGUGCCUGUCACGGGAGGGCUCACCCAUUCCACACGAUCAUGACUUUGGGUCAAAGUUAGCCUCAGUUCCAGAGUAUCGGUAUUCACAGAGUGCACCUGGAUCUCCAGUCAGUGCCCAGCCAGUGAUUAUGGCUGUUCCUCCCCGACCAUCCACUCUAGUGGCAAAGCCAGUCGCGUACAUGCCAGCAUCAAUAAUGACUUCUCAACAGCCUUCGUGUCAUGCAAUUCACGUAGUUCAGCAAGCUCCCACUGUUACAAUGGUCCGAGUUGUGACCUCCUCUGCAAACUCUGCAAAUGGAUACAUCCUCACAAAUCAGGGCACAGCAGGAGGAGAAGCUGCGGGAACAGUGUUGGACUUAGCUGGUGACCACCGAGCAGGCAUAGAUGAAAAGCCAACGAUCGCAUUUGCCACAAUACCUACAGCCAGUCGUGUUAUUCAGACAGUCGCCAGUCAGAUGGCACAGGGUGUUCCAGGACAGACGGUCACGAUCCUUCAGCAGGCAGCUCCAGUCGCCAUUGGACAGCAUCAGCUCCCCGUGCGUGCAGUCACACAGAACGGGAAACAUGCCGUCCCCACCAACAGCAUCACCGGCAGCGCUUAUGCGCUUACAAAUCCCUUGCAGCUCCUUGCAGCCCAGGCCAGCUCAUCCACUCCUGUUGUCGUCAGCCGAGUGUGUGAGACAGGGACCGAAGAGACAGCAGCAGCCUCCUCCAGUGAACCUGAAGUUAAAAGACCCCGGAUAGAAGAGUCCAGUGGAGCAGUCCCAGCCCAAACUGGAGUCAUCACAUCUGCAAUGCCACAAGGACAGGCAACCAGUGAAUGAAGAACCGGUGGGACGAGCUGGAGUGUUGCGGGGUGGGCAUGGGAUGGCAGGAGCCCUAAAGCAGCUUUCAAAGAAAACAAACCGCAACUGUUAACAGCUCAAAACAUAGCGGAUAAAGAGCUCUUUUUAAAGUCAGGUUUAUAAAUGGGAGGUCAACAGCUGUUAGAAUCACAAGGUGCCAAAAAGAAUGGAAAACCCCUCCCAAGAACGCAUACCUGGAACUCUGUUCUGUCUUUACCUAUGGGAUUUUUUUUUCCUUUUUUUUAAAAAAAAAAGAUUCAAAAAAAAAAAUACAGACAACUGAUUGUAUGACUGCUGGGAUAUUUUUAACUGUCUUUCCCCUUUUGGCUCCAAGGGGAUGGGAUUUGCAGUUCAGCAUCUAAAGGAAUGUAACACAAAUACAGUCUGCUCCCUGGAAAGAAAACUCCUCAUUUUCUAUGCCUUAAUACUGUGCUUUUCAGAGGUUUGAACCAUAGGACCAUUUUAAAAAGGCCACCUAAGGUAAUCAAAUGCUGAAAGAUGGGUGCAGUAUCUCACAACAACAGCAUUAAAGAAACAUGGUACCAAGCUUAAAGAAAAAAAGGCAAAAUAUUUUGGUUUUUAAAACAAAAAUUCUGAAUAUGAACGAAUGUUUAUUUAUGUGGAGAUUCGGGAGGAAGAGUUACAGGGCUCAACCACCUGGAUUUCCAGAUGCAAUUUCUCUCCAUUCCCUCUGAGGGAGAAUAAGAGGAACUGUGUUAAUUUGGUUCCUGUAAAGAUGUUAAAAACAAAGAGGUUUGUACCUUCAGUGAUUUCUUACUAUUAUUCAUCAUUUGCUCUGGACAACAGCCAAAGUAUCUUGGUGACUGAGGAUCGCAUGGGGAAGGAUGUCUCCAAAAGGUUCUGUGUGCAUUUGAUUGAUCACAUCCUGUGCUGGAGCACCAGAUUUUGUUCAAAAUAACACUGUAGGUGAAGACAUUGCUACUGUCUUUGGGGGCUUGAAAAUAUUGGUUGUUCUUCUGCACUAAAGCAGCUUGCCUUCACCUCCUGUUGGUAGUGUAGUCCAAACAGAGGGAUGAUGGUGAGGAGUCCACGGCUGGGUAGGAGUCUGUCACUGACCCUCUGCUGCUGCUAAUAGCAAAGCUCCGCAUUGUUCUACUGAGAGGGAAGUCAAGAGCUGGGCUGAGGGGCAGCAGCGUUCAAACAAUGUUCAAUACAAAUUCUGUAACAGUGUAGAGACCAAGGCAAAAGAGGCCUUUGAUUUUCCACGUGGCAAAAGUCACUGGAGGUCUUGAACAGGUUUUCCAAAAGGAAUUUGGAGGUUUGCUUUCAUUGCCCGGCUCCCUCUCCCAUCUCUCCUCCCUUGAGGACCUUUUGGGUUGGCCAGUAGGCAGAGGGUUUUAUUCAAACUCUGUUCCAGGCUUUUCAUGUACUACAAGUACAUCUUACAAGUUAGCAGAUUUGAGUCACUUCUGCCAUGGGGAGCAGUGAGUGUGUGUGAUGCCUUGUGACUAACAAAGAAAUCAAUCCCUGCAUAGCCUCCAGCUUACCCCUUUGGGUUUAUGCCUGUUUGCCGUUCCCUUGGCGAACGUGUCUUCUGGCAGCACAGCAGAGACCUUUUCAUUUAGAAAUUAUUAUGGCUUUGGUAAUGGCAAAAGAGACUUAAGAGGGAUGGGAUGUGCCUUUGGUAGGUUAUCCCCUACCUGUACUGGUUUAUUGUCUUGUACCAUCUGACACGCAAUCACAGAGCAGAGAGACAAGCCCACCACAUAAACGUGCUGCAGAAGGAUUUCCCCAGCGGGCAGUAAGGGAUACUGUCAGUAUGUCUGUGGGGAUUUAGGGGGUAAGGCACAACCAUACAAUAUCUGCUGGAAUUUCGGGAGGGGAGAGGAAAUAAUCCACAAGGUGACAGCUGGCAUCGCUUGCUCCCUUCUAGGUUUCCUUUCUGUUUGCCAAAUCCUAUUCAAUAGCCAAAUCCCACCACUUGAAUAAAACCCAGCCAUGUUUUAUUCUCAAGCCAAUUGUUUUGUGAGAAAUGUCUCUGAAAGAAAGAAAGAAUUUCUUGGUCUCAUGAUUUGCGGUCACAUUCUGCAGUUAGAGGCACACAAAGCAUUCAGGACAGUUCAUUUGUCUGCGGCUAGGCUUUCAUAAUUUAAGUGUGUGCCUUUAGUGACAAGUUAUUAGAUUGGAUUUUAGUACUUUGAAAUGAUUUUGUGAAGGAGGAUUGUUACAGACCACAAAGUAAUUGAAGCAGGCCAGCCUCCAGCUGUCACUUUUCCUGCUAGGAAGGCUAGGUGUGGCAUAGCGGAAAAGCACAUGGAUUAAGUCUGUGUUUUGUAGCCUUUUCAAAGCCAGAAUUCAAUAAAGUGGACUUCAAGGAAGAAUGCACAAGUGAGAGUGCAGCAUAGUUUAUCUGUGAUUAAUCAUUACUUUUGGGUGACUGCUGGUUUAGAUCCAGGCACGCCUCUGAAACAGCCCCGAAGCUAGGGAAAUUUCCUGAAGCAGAGGAGUCUUUGGGUUUUCAGUAUGUUGGAUGAGUCAGUGCAGGAUGGGAAACCAACAGAAUGCUAUUUAGGAUGUGAAACUGCCAAAGUUUUGUGGCUUUUUCUUUGCUGCUGCUUUUCUCUUGGAAAGUCUGAAUAAUUAGGCCUUAAACUUCUGUAAAGUAGUCCGGCACCGUAGAAAUACAUCACCGAAUGAUGGUGUUUUCAUAGACCAGCUGCUGCUUUAUAGAUCCCUCUUGGAAGUCCAUCCUCAGGUUGCAUGUAUAGAUUUGUCUCCUCAGUAUUCAGAACAGAAUAAUGCUUUCUCAGUCUGCCUUUUGUGGCUCUCACUGCUGACUGGUUAAAAUGCAAGUUGAGGAUAAAUAACUGUCUUUGAUCUGUUCACCCAUUCUGCUUGAGAUGUCUGGAACUUUCAGUUGAUCCUUUCAGGGGAAUUUUGCUUUAUUGCUCUGCUGCAUUGCCCUGCUACUGUAGGAAGCAGCCAUGCCGCUUGAAAAUUAAUUUGUGUUAUUGCAUGAUACUAGGUAAAAUAACAGUUCUUACUAAAUCCUGUCAAGAGCUAUGGAAAAAGGUGAUCCUUGUCUGGAGUGCAAGAGAUAGGGACAUGUUGUUUCAGGCCUCUAGAUUAAAUCUUUCACCAAACCGCUCAGUCUGGAAAACACCACCACUCUUUUUACAUCAGUCCUAUUUCCCCAGGCUAUCAGUUUGCCAUUUUCCUGCAGUGUUCAAAUUAAUGUGGUGGUCAAAUUAAGCUUUCGGAUAGAAAGAAAACGUUACCUUAAUGGUUAUAUGCAGUACUUGGAUUAUUUUAAAUUGGUUGUCUAACUUGCAGCUUUUUAUGCAAAAGAAACCAUCUCAUGUCCUCAAUUAAUUGUAUUAACUGAGAGAGGAGUAGGAGGCCUUGCUGCAUCUUCUGCUGUCUGUAUAAUGAAGGUAAAGACAUGGAGGAUAUUUUGCCUUCUGUAACUUGAACCUGGGAAAACUUUAAAACCAAGUUCUUAAUUUAUUAAUUCACUUCUUGCUGUUCCCUAUAGAUAUUUUUUUUUCAUCUUAGUGACUAGUUAUACUUUGAUUGCAGUUUAUAGCAACUUUCAUCGCCUCAGUUUGCAAAAGCUGAAUACAAUUGUUCUUGGGUUUGUUCCACUGGAAUUCCUUAGUUAUUGCUUUGUCUUGACCUUGGCUCUUGUGAUACAGGAAGGUUUUUACAGUGAGAUCAAUUUCAUCUGAUUUACUGAUACCAUAACACAGUGCCGAGCACAGAAUGGGAGUUCAUGAUUAGCUCAUAUAUUCUUUUCAACUCUUUUUUCUUCCCAUAUCUCUCCCUCCCCUAUACUAUUAACACUGUCCCCUGUAGCAUAUACAGUCAUUUUUAUCCACUGACAGGAGCAGCACCUUGCAUUAAGCUCUGCCCAAGGCCUGAAGGAUGGAAGUACCUCUGGGGUACACGGAGCUCCAGAGAAGGUUGGGAAAGGUCAAUUUGGUCACCCCAUGUUUAAUUUUCAUGCUGUGUUUUAGACAUGUUACUGUUGGGCACAGCUCAUUCACGAGUGUGUUUUCAGAUCUUUGUUAAAGCUUUUUAAGAGGAAAGAAAUAGUUAAAUAACAGCUGAAGCCUUUAUAAUACUACUGCAAUCAAUGCCAUAGUCUUGCUUUAGGGUUUGUGGGGGGGCAAAGCUGAGUUUGCAUGUUGUAGACAUCUGUCUUGUGUACAGAUUUAGAACUAUGAUUAGCAGUUAACCUUCCACGUUUUUUUCCCCUUUUUCAGUAGGGAAACACCAGCAGUAAAAGAAAACUUUGAGCACAGAAGGUGAGGAACCUCUGUCUAAGCAAGUGAGAGUGUCUGACCUGAGUUUUCAUAGUGUGGCAUGGAACACUUUUCACUGACCACUGGAGACAUUAGGUGGAAGGCUCUAACUUCAGUUGGUGUUAGCGAGGGGGUUUCCCAAUGAGGUAUCACUCUGCUGUACGCUGAAGUGUAGGUGAAUGUGAAAACAUAAGGUGGAAGGAGAGAUGUCUCCCUGCCUUAUCUAGGUUUGGGAAUCUUGGAAGACAAGGAUUUAACCUAGUAAUAUUUCUGUACCUUUCCUUAGAGGAUCAAAAGUUGUUUCUUAUUGCAUCUAAGGAUUAAAUUCCAGCUGGUUGGUUGCUACACUUCUGCAAGUAUAGCCCAGUACCUGUUUGGUCUCUUGCUACAAGACAAGUGUAAGUGUAAGAAAAGAGUCAAAAGAGAACUGAAAAUACUGUGGAUUGUAUUUGUAUGUCUGCAAACAUCAUGUCCCUCUCUUCCAAAGAGGAGUGCCUGCUUGGGUCUUGGGGCUUUCUGAACAGGAGGCAGUGCUUGAUGA
This is a messenger RNA of Cuculus canorus (common cuckoo), 6786 nucleotides long. RefSeq names its product forkhead box K1 (gene FOXK1). The transcript has 9 exons. Gene Ontology annotation, biological process: regulation of transcription by RNA polymerase II. The coding region runs from base 19 to 1959 and encodes 646 amino acids. The record is from RefSeq and is a predicted model, not a curated record. NCBI's taxonomy places the organism in Eukaryota, Metazoa, Chordata, Aves, Cuculiformes, Cuculidae. Gene Ontology annotation, molecular function: RNA polymerase II cis-regulatory region sequence-specific DNA binding; protein binding; DNA-binding transcription factor activity, RNA polymerase II-specific.